Messenger RNA from Meira miltonrushii, 2382 nucleotides. RefSeq lists its product as uncharacterized. The record is from RefSeq and is a predicted model, not a curated record. The coding region runs from base 64 to 2367 and encodes 767 amino acids. NCBI's taxonomy places the organism in Eukaryota, Fungi, Basidiomycota, Exobasidiomycetes, Exobasidiales, Brachybasidiaceae. Gene Ontology annotation, molecular function: DNA-binding transcription factor activity, RNA polymerase II-specific; zinc ion binding. Gene Ontology annotation, biological process: regulation of DNA-templated transcription. Gene Ontology annotation, cellular component: nucleus. The transcript has a single exon.
UCGAAUUACUUUUAUCGUUAUCUUUCAUCAUCAGACAAAAAAAUGCUUUGGCAAUAAGCCAAAAUGCAAGAAGCUUCACCAUCUUCAUCUACUUCAUCAAAACGAAAGAGUACACAAAUCGACACUCCACAUCUUUCAGCAGCAGAAAGAAAGAAAAGAAAGCCACUAUCUUGCGAUCCAUGCAGACAAUUGAAACGAAAGUGUGAUCGUGGUAAACCAUGCAAACAAUGUGGUGAGAAUAAUAAACAAUGUUCUUACAAACAAGCAACUGCACAUCUGGUACAGAAUGGUCAAGCAGACACAAGCCCGUUGUCAGCCCAUGCAUCUCCUUCUUCUUCCCCAUUACAUACAUCCGAAAGUCCACACCCAUUUCAACAAUCUUUACGCUUUCCCGAACAACUUACCGAUAAACGAUUCGUUGAUGUCCUUCUCACUUUUUGGUUUCAAGAAUUAGAUUAUAUGUAUGAUGCUGUAAAUAAUACAGCCUUGCAUCUCAACUGGAAGGCAAACGCAUUGGAUCUUUCACCGCGAUCCGUAUUCAGACCACUUUUAGCCGUCCUUCUGGCUCUGACCGGUCAACUUCGACCAAGGGAACUAGACAGAGCAUUCCGAGAUGCAAGAGUCCUGGCCCCAUCAAGUGCACACUUGGCACCCAGAGCAUUUGAUUUUGCGAUUCGAUUUACAGAUGAUUAUUUGGACACCUAUGAUCCGACAAAAGACGUUUUCGUAUUAGAAUACCUUCACGCAUCUAUGCAUGUCAUGGCUUACCUCAAAAAUUGCGGAAGAAAGACUCACGUUCGCAAUCGAAUCGCAAGGGAUAUUUCGUGCUUGCAACUUGCACAUAUUCAUUUGCUUGACAGUAAUUCGCCUAGGAAUCGAUCAAAUCUAUUUAAAACACCUUUACAACGACAAUCGGCAAGAAGGCUAUUCUGGUCUUAUUUCCAGUAUGAUAGAUUCUAUAUCAUGAUCGACAAUGCAAGCUCUUAUUGCCUACAGGCCAAUCAAUGCGAUAUAUGGAUGUGUGACGAAGUUGGACAGAUGAUGCACAUUCAAGAUCUUUGUCGUGAGAUUGAUGUUUCGAGUAUGUUGGAUGAGCAGCCCUCUCAACCGAUCAACAAUCCUGCAAGGCUAAAGUCUAAACCUUUGUUGGCAACAAUAGAAGAAGUACAAACGUGUAAAGUCGAAGCACGUUUGAUCGCUCCGUUUUCAAGCUUUUCAUCUGCAAUGCUUCAAGCAGCCGCAAUUGGUGGGAAAACGACUGAUGCUGUUUUGCACAUCCCACUCACAUCUCUAGAUCCCAACGCGGCUGCAUCAGAAGAAGUUAUGGAAGCUUUGCGAUGCUUUACAGCGGCAGGUACGUUGGACAAACAGCUUUUGCAAUUACAGAAUCGAUAUGAAGUCGAGUUCGGUGUAGCAAAAUCAUUCAAAGGACCUUUGCGAGCAAGUUCAUCGCAGUGGCAGAAUAACGUCCUUUGUAUAACAUUGGCCAAAUUACGACGAGAUGCUGCAGUUUGCUUGGGCAUGGCUAUUCCUCGAAUCGCGGAUGAUCCUACUUGGCUUAAUCGCAGAAGGGUAGAAACGGCAGCCACUUUAUUGCAAUACGCACUGGUGUUACCGCAAGAUUUUCAUCAUUCUGCUUUAUGUUGGAGUUUCUUCUUGUUUUAUAUCUCAGAACCGAUUAUGGAAUUGAUGUACUCGGCAUUGGAUCAAUCCAUCGUUCCAUGGCAAGCACAAGAGAUUCUCAAACUAGCUCUUCAAGGAAGGAAUUUGUUAUGUCACAUCGCUCGUGAAAGUCAGAUGAAUCUGGCAUUGCAAUUGGCACGCGAUAUUUGUCACUGUGCGGCUAUUGAAGUUUUGCAACGAUGUGAUGUUCAAGCGGACCUUUGCAGAGCUGUUCAAGAUCCAAAUAUCGAAGAUAUUGACGCUGAAGGAAUUGCUGAUGAAUGGAGAAGAUUGAUGGAGAGAAGGCGAAUGAAGAGGAAUGGGCAAGUUGAUUCACCCGCAUUUCCCAACAAAGGCAGUGCGCCUGUCCGAGAAGAUUCGAGCAAUGGUGAGAUGCCGUACAACAAUCGCGACUACGUUCCAAUCAGUCAAUUGCUCAGCGAUGAAAGGAGCACCCAUCCACCAUCCCAUCAUGAUCAACAGUAUCAACCUCUCGAUUUUGGUGGCUUGGAUCAAUCCGAAUGGCUAGAGGCUUUGUUUGCAUUUGAGAUGCCUUCCAACCUUCAGUCGCUACAGCUAGUACCGAACACUACUUCCGAUAUACCCACUUUUAACAACAUAGAACCCAUUCCUGACACAAGACCUGCUAAUAUUUCCUCUCGCCCAGGCACUUAUCGUACCUAUCUUGAUCGCUUUAUGAAUUAAUUGCACUGUACUAGU